Messenger RNA from Melampsora larici-populina 98AG31, 1803 nucleotides. RefSeq lists its product as uncharacterized. Lineage: Eukaryota; Fungi; Basidiomycota; Pucciniomycetes; Pucciniales; Melampsoraceae. Bases 1 to 1803 code for a protein of 600 amino acids. The record is from RefSeq and is a predicted model, not a curated record. The transcript is spliced from 10 exons.
AUGUCGAAAAAGGAAUCUCAAGACCUUACAUACAGGUACCGGCAAGACAUCGGUAGAACUGUCGAUGUCCUCAAUGGGGAAUCUUCCAAGGCAUACCGCCGGUUUGGGAAUAUUUCAAUCAUGGAAUCAGAAUAUGGCAGGGUUCGCGACCUCGACCAGGCAGGGUUAGGGCGGACUUGGCAAAUGUCACAGCUCAAACUGCUGUAUCUGAAACAGGAAUUGAGAUCGUGUCACGUCACCACACGUACAAACCCUCCCGUCUACGUCUCUACUUCUACGCUGCUACUCGACUCCGUCCUCCCAAUACCUAACUCCGCCUCACCACUCCAUCCACAUCGAUUCGUUUGGCAGUUCCCUCUUUUGACUGCUCAUCUGUUGUUACCUCAACUUGCUUGCUGGUGGACUGGAGAAAAGGUAGCGAUUGGAGAUAUCUGGGUGUGGUUUCCUAAUGAGGGACGAAACACACCCGAAGUCUUCAAUGCCAACCUUUUCUCCACUCCAUGGGCACAGGUCAAGGUCCCUCAACUUGCUUGCUGGUGGACUGGAGAAAAGGUAGCGAUUGGAGAUAUCUGGGUGUGGUUUCCUAAUGAGGGACGAAACACACCCGAAGUCUUCAAUGCCAACCUUUUCUCCACUCCAUGGGCACAGGUCAAGGUCAUCCUUUCGCUCAAUUACAUCUACAACGUCUAUCUACAACGUCUAUUCUUUGGAUUUGGACUCGAUUCUUCAGACAUACAUUUACCUGAUUCUUUGUUCGAACAAGGUUUGAUUCAAACAGAUCAUAUCGUCAAUCAUUUACCCUCCACCAUGAGCCAGAAACGCCCAUCCAAGAAGCGCUCCUCAAGCAGUCAAAAGUAUGGCAAGCGCCAAAGCAACGCCCGAGACCGCAUCCGGCCCAAUCCAGGUCCUCCUAAUCAUUUGAAUCGCGAUAUCGAACGUCAAACGACAUUUGACGCCCUUCGCAAAGAUCUGGCCGAAGCCUAUGGCUUACCGAGUGAUUGCCGAUUGUACUUCUUGAAAAAACACGAUAUGGCUAAUCUUCCGAAUACCCCUCGCUUACAAAUCACACACCACAAUGCUGUCAUUCUGGAUGCUGAUACAUGGAAAGUACUUCAAGUGAUUCGAUUUACUCCUUUUGCUGACAUGGAUGAGGAGAAAAUGAAAACUAUGAAUUAUACAAUCCAGACUAUUUACCAACAUACGCUGGCCAGAUCGGUGGUCAAAGUCAACCACGGAAUGAAAGGGAUUGAGAAUCCUGGAGAAAUGUAUACGGCCGGUUUUAGGGGCGGCUCAGACAAAGGGCGCACAAUUGGUGUCACUGCACUGAGUGCCAAGACCGGUCGAAGUAUGGAAGCUAUCAGCAAGGAUGAAGCUCGAAUGGACGACCUUGCUGUCAUCAAUGACACGCUUGCCGAGUGGAUGUCUACUCUGUGUAUGCGAGCCUUUCAAUCAAACCGAGACCUGGCAUUAGAAUUUUCAAUUCCUUCUUUCUCCGAUAAGAAGUGGUCAGCAUCUCCCAAUGCAAAUGUAAUUGCCUCCAAUAUCGUAGUUACUCGAGACGGCUUCAACAACAAUCCACAUCCAGACUAUGAUGCAAGCCCAUACGCCUAUGGCCUAUUUGCUCGAAUCGAUCGCACAACUGGAGAACUUCACUGGGUCGAGCUUUCGGAAUACCUAGGUGAUAUUACGCUUGUGAUGGUGUGGUUGAAAGUUGCUGGGCAAGUGAUGAACUCCAUCAUACCUCCGCUUCAACAACCUAUGAUGAAGGGUGGAUGUCGAUCAAUCCCCAGCUAUCACCUAUAA